AUGUCCGACAUCGACGCCCACAUUCCCGUUUCUGCCAACCUCAAGCAGACCCUGACGCCGUACCUGCCUCCUAAGGGCGAGAACCACGUUACUCUGACAUACGCACAAUCGCUGGACUCUCGAAUUGCCGCCAAGCGAGACGAGCGAACCACCAUUUCGUCCGAGGAGACCAAGCGGAUGACGCACUGGCUGCGAGCUCACCACGACGGUAUCCUGGUCGGAGUCCAGACUGCCAUCAUUGACAACCCCGGGCUGCACUGCAAGAGCUUCACCGAUGAGGACUACAAGCUGCAAGAGCAGUCCCCCCAGCCCAUCAUUCUGGACCCCCAGUUCCGAUGGGAGUUCAAGGCCACCAAGCUGGCCUGCAACGCCGCCCACAACGGCUACAAGGCGCCCAUUGUGGUAACCAAGAGCGGCUACGAGAUUGACACCGCCAAAAAGUUCAAGAAGAAGGGCAUUGAGGACUUUGGAGGAAAGGUUCUCAUGCUGGACGACUUUUCCUGGAAGUCCAUCUUCGACGCUCUGCACAACGACUGUGGACUCAAGAGCAUCAUGGUCGAGGGAGGCGCACAUGUCAUUGAGAGCAUGCUUGAGGUGGGAGCCUUUGAUUCGCUUGUAGUGACUGUGGGACCCGUUUUCCUGGGUCGAGCCGGCCUCGAGGUCUCGCCAAAGGAGAGCGUCAUUCUUGACAAGGUCAAGUGGGCCGCUGCUGAGAGAGAUAGUGUCAUGUGUGCUGUCCAGAAGAAGGAGUGA
This is a messenger RNA of Yarrowia lipolytica CLIB122, 753 nucleotides long. RefSeq lists its product as uncharacterized. NCBI's taxonomy places the organism in Eukaryota, Fungi, Ascomycota, Dipodascomycetes, Dipodascales. The record is from RefSeq and is a predicted model, not a curated record. Gene Ontology annotation, molecular function: 5-amino-6-(5-phosphoribosylamino)uracil reductase activity. Gene Ontology annotation, biological process: riboflavin biosynthetic process.